Melanotaenia boesemani (Boeseman's rainbowfish) is the source of this 1594-nucleotide messenger RNA. RefSeq names its product myosin, light chain 12, genome duplicate 2 (gene myl12.2). The record is from RefSeq and is a predicted model, not a curated record. Lineage: Eukaryota; Metazoa; Chordata; Actinopteri; Atheriniformes; Melanotaeniidae. The transcript has 3 exons. Gene Ontology annotation, molecular function: calcium ion binding. Gene Ontology annotation, cellular component: cytoplasm. Bases 724 to 1242 code for a protein of 172 amino acids.
UUUAAAUGUUUUAUCUGUCAAGCGUACAUCGAGAUAACAUAUUUUAAGGAAACACAUGGCUGUCUUCCUUUCAUUUAAUCUCUAUGAGCACGCUAAGGCUAGUUAUAUUAACUAGUUUUGUAGGUCAAGAGGGGGCUAGCGGUAAAAAUAAAUAAAUAAAUAAAUAAAAUAAAAUUUAAAAAGCGUUUUAAUUAUUUCUUUGGAAGGGUGGUUAUAUGAAAUACGCCGAGUAGCAUUUAUGUCACGCGAUUAAUGUAGAUAAUAACUAAAAUAUCAAUAACCACUCGAUGGUACACUGUCCAAGUUUCAUGAUGGAAAUGUGUCAGAGUCCCGCUGCUAAAAUUAGCUGAGAUGUAUUAAGACGAAUGUACAGCAAGCUAGUAAACUGCUCUAUUUACAGAUACACAUCGUAAUGUGAAAAGUGUUUGAUGAUUGAUUAGAUGUCCAGCACUGCUUUUUAAAAAGUUAACAUUAUGGUGCCCCUGCAAGGCAAGUUUUGGGGAGGCACAGUGGGGGCAUUACCAAAAUGGCCUAUUUCUCAGCCUUUUACAAAAAAUAACCUGUGCCCUGUGUGCAGUAAUUGCUUCCAGACUUCCAUCCUGCUGCUUGGUCACACCAUAACUUAAUCCAUAAAGGUAACUAAACUAAAUUAGUUGAUUUUGUUGCUCAACUGACAGCCACAACAUAAUUUAUUCUAGGAAGGAGAACCUACCAAGCGCCAAUAUGUCAAGCAAAAGAGCCAAGGGGAAGAACACCAAGAAACGUCCUCAACGUGCCACUUCCAAUGUGUUUGCUAUGUUUGAUCAGUCUCAAAUCCAAGAGUUCAAGGAGGCUUUCAAUAUGAUCGACCAAAACAGAGAUGGCUUUAUUGACAAAGAAGACCUUCACGACAUGCUUGCCUCAUUAGGUAAAAACCCCACAGAUGAGUACUUGGAGGCCAUGAUGAAUGAAGCACCAGGCCCAAUCAACUUCACGAUGUUCCUGACCAUGUUUGGGGAGAAGCUGAACGGCACGGAUCCAGAGGAUGUGAUCCGUAAUGCUUUUGCUUGCUUUGACGAAGAGGGCACAGGUGUGAUUCAGGAGGAGUACCUGCGGGAGCUGCUCACUACAAUGGGUGACAGGUUUACAGAUGAAGAGGUUGACGAGCUUUUUCGUGAAGCGCCCAUUGACAAGAAAGGCAACUUUAACUAUGUAGCAUUCACGCGCAUCUUAAAACAUGGUGCAAAAGACAAGGACGACUAAAGGUGGAGGUGGUACCAUAUGCCAUUCAUUCUGCACUCCACGUGUAUCCUUUAACAGGUUUCCAUUCAGUUUAGAUGGGCUUCAUGCCGUAGUUGGCUCAUGAAAAAUUCCAGUUAAAUAACCUGACGAAGGUCAUUUGUUUAAGCUGCUUGUUGGACCUUUUGGUUUUCCACCAGUCCUACUUUUAAAGCUCAUUUACACAUGUGUGACGACACCACUACAUGGUUCUUGAAAGUAAGUGUGUAAAGACCCUCAUGGAUAAUGCUGGAAAUAAACUGACAUAAAAUGUCUUAUUGUGACUGAAUCAGUUGCAGAAAAUGUAAAGUUUUAAGAUUAAAUUGUGUUCUGGGAU